Molecule: messenger RNA, 715 nt
Organism: Perkinsus marinus ATCC 50983
Lineage: Eukaryota; Perkinsozoa; Perkinsida; Perkinsidae
Product: Acyl-CoA dehydrogenase, putative
Exons: 1
Molecular function (GO): flavin adenine dinucleotide binding; acyl-CoA dehydrogenase activity
Source: RefSeq, a predicted model, not a curated record
AUGCCCGUUAUUGCGAAGGAAACCUUCGGAUCUCCAGUCCCGUAUGCGGAGCCUAGCUGGUACAGCAAAGGCCACAGCAGCCCCUACUACACACAGUCCCACGUUGAAUGGCGGGCUAGAUGCCGCAAGUUUGUAGAGGACGAGGUCAUGCCCAACGUCAGCGAGUGGGAGAAGGAGAAGGCCAUUCCCAUGGAGAUCUACGCAAAGUGCUACAGGGCUGGCCUCCUGCCCAGUUUGGUCGGCCCUAAGGGUUACGACUACGCUGAUCCUGUUGUUGCUGCCAAGCCACAAGGCUUCGACUACUUCCAUGAGCUCAUCUUCAUCGAUGAGCUUUGUAGGUGCGGCUCUGGUGGCGUCAUGUGGGGAAUGAUGGGCGGCCUCAACAUAGGCCUGCCUACUGUCUUGAACUUCGGGACCCCUGAGAUGAAGGCUCGAGUCGCUCCUCCAUGUGUCCGAGGAGAAAAGAACAUAUGUUUGUGUAUCACGGAGCCCCAUGCUGGGAGUGAUGUGGCCAGUAUUAGGACUACUGCCAAGCUGACCCCUGAUGGGAAGCAUUACAUUGUUAACGGCCAGAAAAAGUGGAUCACAAACGGCAUAUUCUCCGACUACUUCUCGGUCGCUGUCAGAACUGGGGGCCCGGGCAUGAAGGGCAUAUCUAUGCUGUUGGUGGAGAGGGGCAUGCCCGGCCUCAAGACCACCAGAAUGGACUGCCAAG